Trichoderma breve is the source of this 831-nucleotide messenger RNA. RefSeq names its product enoyl-(Acyl carrier protein) reductase domain-containing protein. Gene Ontology annotation, molecular function: oxidoreductase activity, acting on NAD(P)H, oxygen as acceptor. Gene Ontology annotation, cellular component: intracellular anatomical structure. The record is from RefSeq and is a predicted model, not a curated record. Bases 1 to 831 code for a protein of 276 amino acids. The transcript has 5 exons. Lineage: Eukaryota; Fungi; Ascomycota; Sordariomycetes; Hypocreales; Hypocreaceae.
AUGUCCAUGACGACCGAAGACUGUACCAAGGUCCGGCCCGGCUUCCCGCGGCCGGUCCCCGAGACGUCUGAGAAAGUGUUUGAACAGUUUCAAAUGAGAGACAAGGUCGUCAUUGUUACUGGAGCAGCAGAUGGUAUUGGUCUUGCUGUGACUGAGGCUAUGGCAGAGGCGGGCGCAAACGUUGCUCUGUGGUAUAACUCGAACGAUGCGGCCGUGGAGAAAGCAAAGACCCUUGGCGAGACUUAUAAGAUCAAAGCUGCCGCAUACCAAGUCGACAUCUCUCAAGCCGAGCAGGUGAGCACAAACAUUGCUAAAGUAGUCGAAGACUUUGGCAAGAUCGACGUCUUCGUUGCAAACGCGGGUAUGGCAAUCUCGCGGCCCAUUCUAGAGCAGACUCUAGACGAGUACCGCAAACAGAUGUCUGUAAAUGUGGACGGCGUAGUCUUCUGCUCCAAGUACGCCGGCGAGGUCUUCAAGAGCCAGGGCUUCGGCAACUUCAUCAUCACAUCCAGCAUGAGCGGCCACAUUGUCAACGUGCCCGUAGAUCAACCAGUGUACAACGCCACCAAGGCCUUUGUCACGCACUUCGGAAAGUCUCUCGCCCGUGAAUGGCGAGAAUUUGCCAGAGUCAACAUCGUGUCGCCCGGGUUCUUCGACACCAAGAUGGGCGCUAACCCUUUGGCCAUCAACGAGGCGUAUCGGAUGGCCGCGCUGGGCAGACAGGGCCAUGUCAAGGAAAUCAAGGCCUUGUACUUGUAUCUUGCUAGUGAUGCAUCGACGUACAUGACGGGCAGUGAUGUUCUCAUCGACGGCGGCUACGUUCUUCCAUGA